AUGUGGCUCGAAAAAUAUGCCCCACAAAGUUUAGACGAAUUGAAAAUCCAUAAGGACAUAACAGAAAGGCUAAAAAAAUUAAGUGCACACAGAGAUUUACCACACAUAAUUUUUUAUGGUGCUCCUGGUGGUGGAAAAAGCACAAGAAUAGACUGUUUAAUAAAAGAAAUUUUCAAGGAAGAAAAGAUUAUAAGGAGACCAGAAUGCAUAACAAAUGCAGAAAAUAAAAUAAAUGUAAAUGUAGUUCAAAGUAAUUACCACUUAGAAUUACAAUGUUUUGAAUUAGGAAUAAAAGAUAAAAUAAUAGUUCAAAAUAUAAUAAAAGAACUAUGUAGUUAUAAAUCCAGCGCUUCAUUUUUUUCGAAAGCACCCAUGUAUAGAAUAUUUGUUUUUAAAGAUGCAGAAUUUUUAAGUGAAGGGGCACAAGCAGGAUUGAGAAGAACAUUAGAAACGUAUAUAAGAAAUGCUAGAGUUAUUUUACACUUGGAACAUUUAUCAAAAAUAAUAGAACCUUUAAAAAGUAGAUGUAUUUGUAUUCGAGUACCUCUACCCACUGAAGAGGAAAUUUUUGAUGUACUAAAAAAUAUUUGUGAACAUGAACAUGUUUCUCCAUCCUAUAGUUCAACUGAUUUUUUCAAAGUAUUAAUUAGCGAGCAUGGAAGAAAUUUACGUAAAUGUAUUAUGGCUCUAGAAAUGACAGUAUAUGCUAAUUCUGUAAAACCUCAUAAAUCUCUUUCUGUUGCAUCUACAUACAUAAAUGAAUUAUGUGAUUUUGCUUUUAUCAAUCCGACUCAAAUUAAAAUGAAAGAGUGUGUCACAAAAAUCCAGAGCUUAAUAACUUGCCAGAUUCCUGUUAAUUUUAUUUUCGAAGCAAUUAUUAAAUAUAUGUUAAGGAGCAAUUUUAACCAAAAGCUCAAGCACUACUUUCUGAAGCUUAGUUCACAUUUUUCCUAUCUUUCAGAAAAUUCAUUUGACAAGAGCGUCUCCCUUAUUGCUUUCAUAGUCAAUGCAAAUACAGCCAUUAUUAAGUAUAACUUGGCCAAGAAGUAG
This is a messenger RNA of Plasmodium gonderi, 1050 nucleotides long. RefSeq names its product replication factor C subunit 5. Gene Ontology annotation, biological process: DNA-templated DNA replication; DNA repair. NCBI's taxonomy places the organism in Eukaryota, Apicomplexa, Aconoidasida, Haemosporida, Plasmodiidae. The coding region runs from base 1 to 1050 and encodes 349 amino acids. The transcript has a single exon. Gene Ontology annotation, cellular component: DNA replication factor C complex; nucleus. The record is from RefSeq and is a predicted model, not a curated record. Gene Ontology annotation, molecular function: DNA clamp loader activity.